Alexandromys fortis (reed vole) is the source of this 3188-nucleotide messenger RNA. RefSeq names its product complement C3a receptor 1 (gene C3ar1). The coding region runs from base 178 to 1617 and encodes 479 amino acids. The transcript has 2 exons. Gene Ontology annotation, biological process: phospholipase C-activating G protein-coupled receptor signaling pathway; chemotaxis; positive regulation of cytosolic calcium ion concentration. Lineage: Eukaryota; Metazoa; Chordata; Mammalia; Rodentia; Cricetidae. Gene Ontology annotation, molecular function: complement component C5a receptor activity; complement component C3a receptor activity; G protein-coupled receptor activity. The record is from RefSeq and is a predicted model, not a curated record. Gene Ontology annotation, cellular component: plasma membrane.
AGCAGUCUAUCUGAUCCUGAGUUCCCUUUACCAUGGGGGAAGAAAGUGCUCAGCCACUGGCCCGAUGAACUUCAUGACUUCAUUUCAGCCAAGUGUGGGGACCAGACAGGAUUUGUUGGUGACCGGCAGAUCGGUACUGGAGCCCUCUGAUUCCAUCUCGGUGUGUUUGAUUUGACAAUGGAGUCUUUCUCUGCUGACAAUUCCACUGACCCACAUGCACCGCCUCCACUUAAAGCCGAACAAAUCCUCUCCAUGGUCAUUCUCUGCCUCACUUGUCUACUGGGGCUGCCAGGCAACGGGCUGGUGCUUUGGGUGGCUGGCCUAAAGAUGAAGCGGACGGUGAACACGGUUUGGUUUCUCCACCUCACGCUGGCCGAUUUCAUCUGCUGCCUUUCCUUGCCCCUCUCCCUGGCUAACCUGAUUCUCCGAGGCUACUGGCCCUAUGGCUUGUUCCUGUGCAAACUUAUCCCGUCCAUCAUCAUCCUCAACAUGUUUGCCAGUGUCUUCCUGCUUACGGCCAUCAGCCUGGACCGCUGUCUGAUGGUUUACAAGCCAAUCUGGUGCCAGAAUCAUCGGAAUGUGAGAACAGCCUUCGCCGUCUGUGGAUGUGUUUGGGCGGUGGCCUUUGUGAUGUGUGUACCAGUAUUUGUAUACCGUGAUCUACUCACUAUAGACAAUCACAGUAUAUGUACCUAUAAUUUUGAUUCCCACGAGAAUUUUGAUUAUUGGGACUACAUGUAUAAAGACCUACCAGAAAGCAAUACUACUGACAACGCCACCGCUCAGCUAAUAGGACAAACGGACGACAGAUCAGAGCCUUCCCCUUUCCAAAAAAGUGAUGACCGUCAGACAGCUGUCACGGCCCUCCAGUCACAAAUAUUCCAAAAACCUUCUGAAGAUCCGUUCCCUCUAGAUUUAGCAAGACUGUCUAGUGAACGAGGAGGUCACAACAGUGUAAAACAGCCCCGUGUGCUCUUACCCGCCAUCCCCAGUGGGCUUCCUGUGGAAGAUCACAGAACCGACACACACGGCGCCGACGCUUUUCUCUCUGCUCAUACAGGGCUUUCCACGACUGCUUCUAGCAGUGACGUACACCACCCUGAUUUCCGGGACGACUAUUCCACCCAGUUCACGCACCGCAAUCACAAGCCAACACCUCUGGUGGCAAUCAACGUCACAAGGCUGGUGGUGGGCUUUCUGGUGCCCCUUUUCAUCAUGGUGGCCUGUUACAGCCUCAUUGUCUUCCGAAUGCGAAAAUCCAACUUCACCAAGUCUCGGAGCAAAACCUUGCGGGUGGCCCUCGUGGUGGUGACUGUCUUUUUCGUCUGCUGGACUCCGUACCAUAUUGUUGGAGUCCUAUUGCUGAUUGCGGACCCAGAAACUCAUUUGAUGGAAGCCGCCUUAUCCUGGGACCACAUUGCCAUCGCUUUAGCAUAUGCCAAUAGUUGCUUCAACCCUUUCCUUUAUGCCCUUUUGGGGAAGGACUUUAGGAAGAAAGCCAAGCAGUCCAUAAAGGGCAUUCUGGAGGCGGCCUUUAGUGAAGAGCUCACGCACUCUACCAGCUGUACCCAGGACAAAGCCUCUUCAAGAAAAAACAAUUUGAGUACAGAUGUGUGAAGAUGUGGAGUGGGGACCUAAGCAGAGGCUCCCAGGUGAAUACUGAUGAAGGAAGACAUGGUGAGCAGGAUACUGACAGUCUGGUGGCUCUCAGAGAGAGGGCUCUGAUUAUUGACAUCAGUAUCAUUUGGAAACAUUAAAGAUGCGAAUUUUCAAGCCCCAUCCCAGACUUGACUCAGAAUCCCCGGCCCCCCGGGACCAGUGUUUUAACAGGCCCUCUUGCUUCUGAUUAACGUUAAGCUUUACCAUCAUUUGGCUUGGUCGACUCCUAUCCCUAAGUUGUGUGAGACAGAUAACUUAGUCAUCCGUUUUCAGUAUUAAUCUCUUUUUUUUUAGCAUCAUCUAAAUCAUCUUUUAGUUUGCAUGAAAGGCUGCUUUUAUUGUCCUGAGUGAAACAUAUUCCUUUAUUGUAUAGCUUUAUAGCGGUGAUGGUGGUGGUGGUUUUCGUGGGGGGGGGAAAUAAGACACAAAAAAGAAAAAGCCUACAAAAGCAAAGAGUGAUGAGUCGGAGACUGGGACAGAAUAGAAAAGCACCACAUGUCUGCGACUCGAAACAUCCUCGGAUAAUUCCAGGUGCCCUUGAGUACCCUAAAGGAGCACAGGUAUGCGUGAACACUUUCCUAUCAUGCAGUGUUCUGGAAGCUGUGGUUUGGAGCGCUCUCUUCCCUGAGCAUCCCACUUGUUCAUAGACAAGGUCUCAAGAAUCCCAGAUGGCCUCAAAAUUGCUAUGCGAAGAGAAUUUUGAGCUUCCAAUCUUCUUGCCUCCACCUCCACAGGCAGGGAUUAAAGGCAUGGACCACUAUAUUGUCUUAUAUGUGGUGCUGGGAAUCAAAACCAGGGCUUCGUGCAUGCUAACUAAGCAUCCUACCAACUAAGGUGUUCCCCCAGCCUGCUCAGGUUGACAGUUUCGGCUCUCCUAUAUGAGACUAUGUGGUACUUCUGUGUUCACUUCAUCGUCUUCCCAUAAUGUCAUUUGUGCUAAAAAUAACAGGAUUUCUCUUAUCUUUAUGGCCGAAUAACACACAUUGUAUAUAUGUAACACAUUGCACCAUCCACUCAACUGGUAACAGACACCAGGUUCUACAUCUUACCCAUUAUACAUAGCACUACACUAAACCUUUAAAUUAACUUAAUAAAAAAUUAGCAACUCCCACCAUCUUCUAUUUUUUUUUUAUGUACAUUGGUGUUUUGCCUGCAUAAGGGUGUCGGGUACCCUGGAACUGGAAUGACAGACAGUUGUGAGCUGCUGUGUAGGGACUGGGAGUUGAGCCUGGGUCCUCUCUCCAGUGCCUGGUAUUUCUAUUCUUAUGUCUAUACUCACGUGUUAAAUCACUGAACCUCAAGCUUGUUUGCACAAAUAGGCUGAACGUAUGUUAGUCCUGUAAAAACAUUGGUUCGGUUGUCGAGGGAAGAGUCUUAGGCUCCAACUGUUUUAUAAACUACUGCACAGAAACAUUUCAAAUUACUAAGAAUCUUUUAUUGUCACAAGGUAAUUUAGGGCAGAAGAUUGCACUUUUACCUUUCUAAUGUAAGCUUACAUAUUCCAUAUGAAUAAACACUUUUAUCCGCAA